UUCGGGGCUGGCCGAUGGGGUCAGUCCUUCCUUCCUGGAAGGUGGCCUUUGAAACCAGCCGGUAUUUCCUCAAAGGCUUCUCGGGGGAAAGUCCCCACAGUGCCGUUCCCGCGGCUGGGGCUGCCUCACCACCCACCACCUCCAUAAAACCGCGGGCAGGCAGCAGCAAGCAGCAGCAGACAGCGGUGAGCAGGCACGAGGACAUCGCACCAUGGGCAACUGGCUGGUCAACCACUGGUUCUCAGCCGCCGUCCUCGCAGCCUGGCUGGGCAUCAACAUCUUCCUCUUCACGUACUACUUUCUGUAUUUUGACCGGGAUGAUCAGUACUUCUACACCAGGGCCAUCCUUGGGUCCGCCUUGGCGUGGGCACGAGCAUCGGCCAAGUGCCUCAACUUCAACAGCAUGCUGAUCCUACUGCCUGUCUGCCGCAACCUCCUCUCCUUCCUCCGCGGGACCUGCUCGUGCUGCCGGCGAACCCUGCGGAAGCAGCUGGACCACAACCUCACCUUCCACAAGCUGGUGGCCUAUAUGCUGGCCUUGCUCACAGCUGUGCACACCAUCGCCCACCUCUUCAACCUGGAGCGCUACAACCAGAGCCAACAAGCCACUGACCGCAGCCUCCCCGCCAUCCUCUCUGAUAUGCACCUGCAGGGCAGCAACAAGUGGCUGAACCCCAUUCACUCCAACCAGACGACCGUGGAAUAUGUGGCCUUCACCACCAUCCCAGGGCUGACAGGGGUCAUCAUCACUCUGGCGCUCAUCCUCAUGGUCACAUCCUCCACCGAGUUCAUCCGCAGGAACUACUUCGAGGUCUUCUGGUACACGCACCACCUCUUCGUCAUCUACUUCAUCGGCCUUGUCAUCCACGGUGUCGCAGGGCUGGUACGUGGGCAGACAGACGAGAGCAUGGAGGAAGUGCAUCCCCACCGCUGUGCCCGCUAUCUCACACAGAAGGAAGAGAACUGCUGGCACAACUGCUGCAAAGAGCCUGAGUUCGGGAGCAUCCCCGCUGAGUCCUGGAAGUGGGUUCUGGCCCCUGUCAUCCUCUACAUCUUCGAGCGGCUUCUCCGGGUCUGGCGUGCACGGCAGAAGGUGGUUGUCACCAAGGUGGUCAUGCACCCUUCCCGUGUGCUGGAGCUGCGGAUGCAGAAGAAAGGCUUUCGUAUGGAGGUGGGGCAGUACAUCUUUGUCAACUGCCCUGCCAUCUCCCUGCUGGAGUGGCACCCCUUCACCCUCACCUCAGCGCCCGAGGAGGACUACUUCUCCAUCCAUAUCCGGGCGGCUGGUGACUGGACAGACCGUCUCAUUGACACCUUCCAGCAGCAGAAUCCAAAGAUGCCCAGGAUCGAGGUGGAUGGCCCCUUUGGCACGGCCAGCGAAGAUGUGUUCCAGUACGAGGUGGCCAUGCUGGUAGGAGCAGGCAUCGGUGUCACCCCCUUUGCCUCCAUCCUGAAGUCCAUUUGGUACAAGUUCCAGCAGGAUGACCAGACCCUCAAGACCAAGAAGAUCUACUUCUACUGGCUGUGCCGGGACACGGAAGCCUUCACCUGGUUCAAUGACCUGCUCGCUUCGCUGGAGCAGAAGAUGGCUGAGUCGGGCAAAGCGGACUUUCUCACCUACCGGCUCUUCCUCACUGGCUGGAACACCAGCAUUGCCAACAACGUGGCGCUCCGCUUCGACACUCCUACGGACACGGUGACAGGCCUCAGGCACAAAACCAUCUUUGGGCGGCCCAUGUGGAACAGUGAGUUUGCAGCGGUGGCUGCAGCCCACCCCAGGUCGGUGGUCGGCGUGUUCCUCUGUGGGCCAGGGGCCUUGGCAAAGAGCCUGCAGAAGUCUUGCCACCAGCACUCCAGCCUGGACCCCAGGAAGGUCCAGUUCUACUUCAACAAGGAGAACUUUUAAGCAGGAAGCCAGGCUGGGUAGAGCAUGGCCAAGGAUAAGCAUCUGCUGAAGAGUGUGUGCACUGAAGCCAGGCGAGACAUGGCAAGGUUCUCCUUCUCCAUGAGAAACUCCAGGUUCAAAUACUGCUGCCCUCUUCACCUGGUCUACAAGGGGUCCUCACAGGGGGUGCAGGCCUGUAUUGUGAAAAAAGCGGAGCAAGGUGCUGCGAUUCUGCUGCUGGAGCAGUGGGAAAUGGGGCAGCGCCCAGCGGGCUGGGCAGAAGCAUGGGACAGGGAUGGGGACAGGACAGGGACAUUCCGAGAAUGCCCUGGGGGCCAAAUGUGCCCCUCUAGGCUUAACCAGUCCUUUGUGUAAAAGGGUAAAUUAAACUUUAUUUUCUUUGCAAUAAAA
This is a messenger RNA of Columba livia (rock pigeon), 2296 nucleotides long. It is a transcript of the gene NOX1, whose product is annotated as NADPH oxidase 1. Gene Ontology annotation, molecular function: superoxide-generating NAD(P)H oxidase activity. The record is from RefSeq and is a predicted model, not a curated record. Gene Ontology annotation, cellular component: NADPH oxidase complex; plasma membrane. The transcript is spliced from 13 exons. Lineage: Eukaryota; Metazoa; Chordata; Aves; Columbiformes; Columbidae. Gene Ontology annotation, biological process: defense response; superoxide anion generation. Bases 212 to 1906 code for a protein of 564 amino acids.